Caenorhabditis elegans is the source of this 2384-nucleotide messenger RNA. RefSeq names its product Nicastrin (gene aph-2). Lineage: Eukaryota; Metazoa; Nematoda; Chromadorea; Rhabditida; Rhabditidae. The transcript is spliced from 8 exons. Gene Ontology annotation, biological process: protein processing. Bases 33 to 2204 code for a protein of 723 amino acids. Gene Ontology annotation, cellular component: membrane. The record is from RefSeq and is marked reviewed.
AAGAACGAAUGAGUCGAUAGAAGCACUGAAAAAUGAAGAAAUGGCUAGUUAUAGUAUUAAUUAUCGCUGGAAUACGAUGCGACGGAUUUUCGGAUCAAGUUUUCCGAACUCUGUUCAUUGGAGAAGGAAAUGCGUGCUAUAGAACUUUUAAUAAAACGCACGAAUUCGGUUGUCAAGCUAAUCGAGAAAACGAGAAUGGCCUAAUUGUUCGAAUCGACAAACAGGAAGACUUCAAAAAUCUCGAUUCUUGCUGGAAUUCAUUUUAUCCCAAAUAUUCCGGGAAAUAUUGGGCACUUCUCCCAGUCAAUUUGAUUCGUCGUGAUACAAUUUCUCAAUUGAAAUCAUCGAAAUGUCUUUCUGGAAUAGUAUUAUAUAAUAGUGGAGAAUCUAUUCAUCCAGGAGAUGAAUCAACAGCAGCUUCACAUGAUGCAGAAUGUCCAAAUGCUGCAAGUGAUUAUUAUCUUCAAGAUAAAAAUGAAGAAUAUUGUGAAAGAAAGAUUAAUUCUCGGGGUGCUAUAACACGAGAUGGAUUAAUGAAAAUUGAUUGGCGGAUACAAAUGGUAUUUAUUGAUAAUUCAACUGAUUUGGAAAUCAUUGAGAAAUGUUAUUCAAUGUUCAAUAAACCAAAAGAAGAUGGUUCAUCUGGAUAUCCAUAUUGUGGAAUGAGCUUUCGUUUGGCUAAUAUGGCGGCUGGAAAUUCAGAAAUUUGCUAUCGGCGUGGAAAAAACGAUGCAAAGCUGUUUCAGAUGAAUAUUGAUAGCGGAGAUGCUCCUCAACUCUGUGGUGCAAUGCACAGUGACAAUAUAUUUGCAUUUCCAACUCCAAUUCCAACUUCUCCAACAAAUGAGACAAUAAUCACGAGCAAAUAUAUGAUGGUAACUGCUCGAAUGGACAGUUUUGGAAUGAUUCCAGAGAUUUCUGUUGGCGAAGUAUCCGUACUAACUUCAAUUAUUUCUGUACUCGCAGCAGCUCGAUCAAUGGGAACACAGAUCGAAAAAUGGCAGAAAGCAUCGAAUACUUCGAAUCGUAAUGUUUUCUUUGCUUUUUUCAAUGGUGAAUCGUUGGAUUAUAUUGGAAGUGGUGCGGCUGCGUAUCAGAUGGAAAAUGGAAAGUUCCCACAAAUGAUUCGCUCUGAUCGAACACACAUUCAUCCAAUUCGCCCGAAUGAGUUAGAUUAUAUACUGGAAGUACAACAAAUUGGAGUUGCUAAAGGACGAAAAUAUUAUGUACACGUUGAUGGAGAACGAUAUCAACAGAAUAAGACACAGACAGAUCGAGUUAUUGAUCGAAUUGAACGAGGUCUUCGUAGUCAUGCUUUUGAUCUUGAAAAACCAUCUGGAAGUGGAGAUAGAGUUCCACCCGCAAGUUGGCACUCGUUUGCCAAGGCUGAUGCUCACGUUCAAUCAGUUCUCCUUGCACCAUAUGGUAAAGAAUAUGAAUAUCAACGAGUUAAUUCAAUUUUGGAUAAAAAUGAGUGGACAGAAGACGAACGAGAGAAAGCAAUUCAAGAGAUUGAAGCUGUUUCUACUGCUAUUCUGGCAGCAGCCGCUGAUUAUGUUGGAGUUGAAACUGAUGAAGUUGUUGCAAAAGUUGAUAAAAAAUUGAUAACCACUAUAUUCGAUUGUCUCAUCACUUCCAAUUUCUGGUUCGACUGUGAUUUUAUGCAAAAACUCGAUGGCGGUCGCUACCACAAGCUGUUUAAUUCCUACGGUUUUAAUCAAAAAUCAACAUAUAUUUCAAUGGAAUCCCAUACUGCAUUCCCUACCGUACUCCAUUGGUUAACUAUUUUCGCUUUGGGUAGUGACAAAGAAACAUUGAAUGUGAAAAGUGAAAAGAGCUGCUCACAUCUUGGUCAAUUUCAAGCGUUUCAGAUGUAUACCUACACGUGGCAACCGAAUCCGUACACCGGAAAUUUCAGUUGUCUGAAAUCUGCAAUUGUUAAAAAAGUAAUGGUUUCGCCGGCUGUAGAUUCUCAAACACCCGAAGAAGAAAUGAACACGAGAUAUUCAACAUGGAUGGAAUCAGUUUAUAUUAUUGAAUCUGUGAAUUUAUAUUUGAUGGAAGAUGCUUCAUUUGAAUAUACAAUGAUUCUGAUUGCGGUUAUUUCUGCUUUAUUAUCAAUCUUUGCAGUUGGUCGCUGUUCUGAAACAACAUUUAUCGUUGACGAGGGAGAACCAGCAGCGGAAGGAGGAGAACCUCUUUAACAAAUUAUUCUCUUCAACAAUGUAUCAUAAAUUGAUUAAUUUAUUUAAUAUUUAUAUUCGAAAAAAUGUUCCCAUUUUUGAUCUCAAUUUGCCCAUUUCCCCUAAUUUCUUCAGUUUGCAUAUCUUUUUGCUUUUUGCUCUUCUUGUAAAUUUCUAUAAAAUUUGAAAAUUACCAAACAA